Molecule: messenger RNA, 537 nt
Organism: [Torrubiella] hemipterigena
Lineage: Eukaryota; Fungi; Ascomycota; Sordariomycetes; Hypocreales; Clavicipitaceae
Source: the annotation of a GenBank genome assembly
AUGUCCUCUAGACCCGAGAUUGUCGGCCAGGAUGCCGGUCCUGAGACCCCGUUCCCCAGACAGAUGGAGGGCAAGGUUAUUUCCGGCUUUGGCCGCGGUUCCAAGGAGCUCGGCAUCCCUACUGCUAACCUGCCCGUCGAGGCUGAUGUAACACCCUGGAUCUCCGAUAUUACGUCUGGCGUGUACUUCGGCUACGCCUCGAUCGCCCUGCCUGCCGACCACCCCGACCGCGCUGGCUCGACCGACGGCUUCCUCGUCUUCCCUAUGGUUAUGUCGAUUGGCUACAACCCCUUCUACAAGAACACGGUGCGCAGUGCGGAAGUGCACGUUCUGCAUAAGUUUGGUGCUGACUUCUACGACUCCCAUAUGCGCCUGCUGAUCUUGGGCUUCAUCCGCGAGGAGAAGGACUACAAGAGCCUCGAGGCGCUGAUUGAGGAUAUCAACUUUGACUGCGAGGUCUCCAAGAAGAGUCUUGCCCGUGACAACUGGAAGCACGACAAGCUUGCUGGUGCAGAGUGGCUCACUAAGGCUCUGUAA